Lactuca saligna is the source of this 2285-nucleotide messenger RNA. The record is from the annotation of a GenBank genome assembly. NCBI's taxonomy places the organism in Eukaryota, Viridiplantae, Streptophyta, Magnoliopsida, Asterales, Asteraceae.
AGAAUAAUAACCAAUCAAAAUCAUUUUCUUAUCUCUUUCUCUCUUUCUCUCUCUACCUUUUUCUACUUCUUAACAAGUUAUGACAUUGGAACACCACCCCCUCUUCUUGUUGCUUCUUGUCAUAACACCACUUCAUGUUGCCCACACCGUAUGCUCUAAACAAAUAUAUCAGAUUGCAUAAAUUAGUCAUAGUCCAGGGGGGUUAAUUGUAAAAUAUGACAAAAAAGUGUUAGGACAAACCAGUCAAACUCGGGCAACAGUAUUAAAGACGAUGAUAUCUUGCGAGAAUUUAGUAAAGUGCUGCUCUGUCAGGUUCUUGUUCUUCGCAUAAAAAUCUUCACUGGAUUCCAUUAAUCACAGUCACCCUUCUUUCUUCUAAAACAGCUCAACAAUUUUCUUUAUAAAAUCGAAAAUAUUACAUGCGGCAAGCAACUUGCAGUGAAGAAUUAACGGAGAUUAGUCAACUUUAUUGUCUUUGGCUUUGUUCUGGAAGGAUUCUCCGAGACUAAAAUAUUCAACACACAUAUGAAUAUGACUAUGUGUGCAUAUUGAACACGCAACUAGUGUGCGUGUGCGUUUAUUUUCACACCCUCCAAGUGUUUGUUUUAAUUCCCCUGUGAAUUUUUUCAUAGUUUGAUCACCUGUUCUUCAGAAGCGAACCCAUCCUUCAUCUAUCUGUUAUUUAGCCUGCGAAGCAGCAAAAAGCGCGUGAUUUGAGCCGCUGAUUUGACUCAGAACGAGCGAAGCGAUCAAGAACGCCAGCGAUUUGGUACAAAAUGGGUUCCUGUUUCAGUGUUCGAUUGAAAAUCGAAAGCUCUCGGCAUGAUGGUAAGGUCACAUCUGCCUCAGUUCCCCCAAGCCCUCGAAGCCCAAGAAGCCAAGAUGAGAUUUUGCAAUCAGGAGAUUUAAAAUCUUUCAGUUUCAAUGUUCUUAAAACAGCUACAAGAAAUUUUAGACCCGAUAGUGUAUUGGGUGAAGGUGGAUUUGGGUCAGUUUUCAAAGGGUGGAUCGAUGAAAACUCACUUACAGCUGCAAAACCAGGUACAGGAACAGUGAUUGCAGUCAAAAGGUUAAAUCAUGAAGGCAUUCAAGGUCAUCAAGAAUGGUUGGCUGAAAUCAAUUAUUUAGGGCAGCUUAAUCAUCAAAAUCUUGUAAAGUUAAUCGGUCAUUGUUUGGAAGAUGAUCACAGAAUGUUAGUGUAUGAGUUCAUGCCACGUGGCAGCUUGGAAAAUCAUCUUUUCAGGAGAAGUUCUUAUUUUCAGCCUCUUUCAUGGAACCUUAGAAUAAAAGUUGCUUUAGGUGCUGCAAAGGGACUUGCAUACUUACAUAGUCCUGAAGCAAAAGUGAUCUAUCGUGAUUUCAAGUCCUCCAAUAUAUUAAUCGACUCAAAUUACAAUGCAAAACUUUCGGAUUUUGGGUUGGCAAAAGAUGGGCCCAUUGAUGGUAAAAGCCAUGUGUCUACACGGGUUAUGGGUACCCAAGGUUAUGCAGCUCCUGAAUACAUGGCCACAGGUCAUUUAACUGCAAGAAGCGAUAUAUACAGUUUUGGGGUGGUACUCCUUGAGCUUUUGACAGGUAGGCGAUGCAUUGAUAAAAACCGUCCACCUGGCGAGCAGAUAUUGGUUGUAUUUGCUAAGCCAUUUUUAACUAGCAAACGAAAGAUUCUUCACAUCAUGGACCCACGUAUCGAAGGGCAAUACGCGUCUUCUGUUGCCACGCGGGCUGCCAUGCUGGCAAUGAAGUGUCUGAUGAAAGAACCUAAACACAGGCCGACUGCUGAUGAGUUGGUUAAAGCAUUGGAACAGAUUCAGGAGUUGCAGAAAUCAUUGGAGAAUGUUGGAAUGGAAUCAGUGAGAAAAGAGAAUGGGAAUGGGAAUGAGAAGAAAGUUGUUUCUUAUCCGAGGCCUGUGGGGUCCACUAGUGUUUAAAAUUUUAUUCAGUUGGGGCUGAAUAAGUUGUAUUAGAGUUGGGAAAGAAAAACAGGGGUUUAAUGGAGGGGAUAUUUUGGUGUACAGUUUUUGAGUUUUGAUGCAUAUAUACAUUCGAAUUUGGGCGAUUCGUGGUGUAUGUGUAUGUUGUGGUGAGUGUGAAUGUGUGAUUCUCAUUAAGAAAGAAAUUUGAUGUGCUUAAAUUGAUCCAAAUUUCGUUUCUUGUAGAGUUUGUUUGAAGGAUAACUUGUAACUGGUUAAAGCAACAAAAGAUAUAAUUUGAACAUAAUUGGAGAUCACUUCGCUAGAUUAGUUAUUUAAUUAUGAAGGAAGAGAUUCUAGUAUCUCUCACAUCCC